CCAAAGAGGACGGUGGCUGCUAAGGUCCUGUUAUUUGGAAUAACUAUUAUUUCCCCAACUAUUUCAGCUAGCUUGCAGCUCUAACUGUUGAAUUUUGUUGUUGUUAGGAAGAAUGUCUUGGCUAAACUUAAUUUUUCGUACUCUUCUCAUUAUAUCAGACACUUACAAAGAACUCUUUUCGAGGAGGAAUUUGUUCCUUCUCAGUAAGGAUGUAUGGGCCAAGGGGGAAAGCAGAUGUGUGAGACUGACGCAGUGAGGCCUAAAACGGCCGUGCAGCUCCCUUUGGCAGGCAGCACAGUGACAGUUUCAAAGAGGGACUUCCUGCGGCUGAAUAGAUCUGGCAUGACCAUUUUUUCCCAGGAGCUGGCUGGGAUUCACAAAGCAGGGCCUCGCACACUCCACCCUAACUGGAAAGUCUUGGAGGGGGGACCGCCAAAAACACAGCUUGAUGUUCCCAAAGUGCCGGCUAUUACAGAUGCUGUUCUUCUGGAAUUUCUGCAGACAAGUGUCUCUGAUGUGCGCACGGCCAUCAGACGAAAAUGUUACGAUGAGCAGUUCAGCCAAAAAAAAAGGAACAUGUGGUGUACGUGUUUCUGUAUGGUGUGAGGGGUUAGGGUUGUAAUAAAAAGGAAUGUUGUUUUUCAUUGUUCAGUAUUCAGUGUUCUUUAAAGUUUAUGUGUAAUGUUCGGGUCUGCUGCCUGAAAUGGACCUAUUUCUACAAAGAAUUUGAAAGUGUGUUGUAAGUUUUAUAAUGAAAAUUGUUAUAUAUGUAAAUGUUUAUAUAUUCUGAGAUGGUACAAGUUGUUGUAUUAUUUGUAAUGGAAGUAGUCCCACAAGUCUUUCAGCCUUUAGUAUACUGAUAAUACAUUUGCAAGAAUGUGCAAGGUAGAAAGUAGUAGAGCAAUGUAAUGAUAAAGUAUAUUGACUAUUAACUGCAAAGUAUACUUUUUUACUAAUUGGAAUAAGCCAACAGUAUAAAUAAGGAUAUUAUUACCGUACUAAGAAUAUAUUAAAAGUAUACAGCUUAUAUAUUUUUAAGACA
Menidia menidia (Atlantic silverside) is the source of this 1042-nucleotide messenger RNA. Lineage: Eukaryota; Metazoa; Chordata; Actinopteri; Atheriniformes; Atherinopsidae. The record is from the annotation of a GenBank genome assembly.